This is a messenger RNA of Echinops telfairi (small Madagascar hedgehog), 555 nucleotides long. RefSeq names its product ribonuclease A family member 9 (inactive) (gene RNASE9). NCBI's taxonomy places the organism in Eukaryota, Metazoa, Chordata, Mammalia, Afrosoricida, Tenrecidae. The record is from RefSeq and is a predicted model, not a curated record. Gene Ontology annotation, molecular function: nucleic acid binding. The coding region runs from base 1 to 555 and encodes 184 amino acids. The transcript has a single exon.
AUGUGGCAGACUUCUGUCAUCACGCACCCGCUAUCUCUGCUACUACUGCUAUUCCCUGUGCAGCUCGACGGAGAAUAUAUUCCUCGGACUCCAUUUCAACUUGACGAAGAGUUUGUAGAUAUUUUGGAGGAGUUUUACGGCACAGGGGCUACCUCAGAACCUACCAAAGAGCGAUUCGAGGAGAAGAGCAUGAUUGAGCCUCUAGAUCGAUUUAUAUAUCUAAAGGGAUACUGUGAUUAUGAAAUCAAAUAUAAAAAGGUGCACAAGAAGCUUGGGUGUGUGAAGGAACACUACUUCCUCCAAGAAAAGUAUGAGGACAUCAGACAGAUGUGUUAUUACUCAUUUGUAAGAUGUAAGAAUGGCAUUAGAAAAUGCCACAGGAGUAAGAAAUUUAUGUUUGCUGUGUAUUGUAAAUUAAUAAGCGGAACCCGCCUACCAGAAUGUUAUUAUGAAGGUAUUUCCAUGAGAGGACUGGCCUUAAUCACUUGUAAGUGGCAAAAUGAGAUUGGAGAACUUAUUCCCUUUAGCAUAGAUAGUAUUUCCAUGCCAUAUUAG